This is a messenger RNA of Suillus discolor, 1230 nucleotides long. RefSeq lists its product as uncharacterized. NCBI's taxonomy places the organism in Eukaryota, Fungi, Basidiomycota, Agaricomycetes, Boletales, Suillaceae. The transcript is spliced from 7 exons. Bases 1 to 1230 code for a protein of 409 amino acids. The record is from RefSeq and is a predicted model, not a curated record.
AUGGCAAGGGGUAAAACGGUUCCCCUUGCCAUGACCAAUUUUCCGGCAAGCGUCUGCGUUGCGCCCGGUAAUCAAGAGAGACUGGUACUUUCAAAGCUGCCUUCCCUCUCUGCCAGUUUCCCUGCAACAUCGACUCUCCUCGUGCGCCUGUUCAAUCUGCUGGAGGGCUCCGAUUACUCCACGACCGCUGUCGCUGCUGUACAACGGCUCUUGCGCCUCCCCCAAUCAGUUUUAGUUCUGAGGAAGGAAAAUCCCAGCUAUUGCACCAUCUACGUUUCUCGAUCGACUACUUGCGUCGUGCUCGUCUGCUCGACGAGCAAGAUCAUGUUACCCAUCAUCAACAUGCCCGAAAACGUCUUCAAACUAAAGCGCCGCUCUCGAAUCUGGCUGUGUCCAACUGCAGCUUUCACGUCCAUUUCUCUCCAUGCGGCCAACCCAUUUCGAACAAAUGCAGAUCGCUUGAAAGAGCCUAAAGGAUCUCUAUACCCGAAAACUCUAGAUGGCUUAGGACUCGGAGGGGAGGAGCAGCUCGCUCCCGCACUAACUGUCUUGGAAUUUCGUCCCCCGCAUCUUGAGGUCUUAGUGCUCAAUGAUUUGGGUCCCGAUGCUGAUAUCGCAGGACCUCCGCAUUCCUACGCUACCAUCUCUAUCAAAGACCCAAUGAAGACCCUUUUCAAGGCGCUCGUCUCUGCUGUCACCGCUCGCAGCAACGUUCCUUUCGGUUCACACUUUCCCGUAUCGAAACUCGUCAACAAGCACUUCAUACUCGCCACGCGAAUUCAAGUUGCAGCUGCAAAGAUUUGCCCCUCGAUUCAGCGGAUACCAGCAACACGACUCGCAGGAGCUGGUUGCGGAGGCGACGAUCUCGAACUCGCCAAAUUAGCUCAAACGUCUUGGGACGGAUAUAUGAAGCGCAAUGAUAGUGUUAUCGUCGUUCUCUUUCAAGGCCAAUACCAAAGCACUCUUGUGUACCCUGGAUGCGAGAAGGUUUCUAUCACGUUCGAUCCAUUCAUGUAUCUCAACACUCCUCCCAUCGACUCCAUGACAGAGAUCAAAGAGGAUGGGGAUGUUAGCCAGGUUCGGUUGAAGAGGGUAGGUCGUGAGGACUGGACGAAGGCUUCACGUCGUUCACUGGCCCACCAUACUACCCGUACACCCUGGUUCACUGUCCUCGUGCAGCUGGUGGAGGUUAUCAUCGCCCUAUUGUGGGCAUGGAGAAAUUUUACCUGA